AUGUUUAGAGCGCAAGAAUGCCGUCCUACUCUGAUUGCAAAAUUCGAAUGUUGCCCCCAGGACCAGGUGGCUUUACUGGAUGACCUCGUGCUUGCGACCCUUCAUGUGACGUACGUGCCAACAAGUGGUAGCGGUGGUAGGCCGUUUACUUUCAACACGGCAGGGUUGACCGUCGAGCUCUGGGUUUGGCGGGAUCGGUGGGUCAAUCUGGAAGGGUUCGUCUGCGGUGGAGGAUGGGCAUUCGUUGAUUACCCUGACAUGCAGGUCUCGCCAGGCCGUGAUAAUGGCUUUGCCAGUCUGCGUCCAGGAGAAACGUGGUCCGAGGUCUUGCAACUUCCCUUGCUCACGGACAUGGAGAGCAAAGAUGGCGGGGAGGCACGGGCCGGGGAGGGGAUCUGGUGUCUCUUUAAGGGCCUCCGGCUCGACUGGUGGGUUUGGGGAAGUCGGGAGGACCAUUUGGAGACGACAGUCACAAUUCCAGCCACAGGAAGCUGGACCGUACGGGAGCCGGGCGAACAGCCCAACGUUUUUAUUCCUGCGGCGGCACCCGUGGAUUUGGAGAUCAUAUAG
This is a messenger RNA of Aspergillus luchuensis, 570 nucleotides long. RefSeq lists its product as uncharacterized. The transcript has a single exon. Bases 1 to 570 code for a protein of 189 amino acids. The record is from RefSeq and is a predicted model, not a curated record. NCBI's taxonomy places the organism in Eukaryota, Fungi, Ascomycota, Eurotiomycetes, Eurotiales, Aspergillaceae.